This is a messenger RNA of Venustampulla echinocandica, 3198 nucleotides long. RefSeq lists its product as uncharacterized. The transcript has 2 exons. The coding region runs from base 1 to 3198 and encodes 1065 amino acids. NCBI's taxonomy places the organism in Eukaryota, Fungi, Ascomycota, Leotiomycetes, Helotiales, Pleuroascaceae. The record is from RefSeq and is a predicted model, not a curated record.
AUGCUCAGCACCAAGACUGGCUCUAUCGUUGGCCUUAUUUCAGGCGUGAUUUCAAUCAUCGAGGCAACCAAAACCCUAUACGAUGUCACCAAAGAUGCGAAAGAUCAGCGAGAGGCAUUUCGCCAGGCGGCGGCACCACUGCCACUAGUCAUCGAAGUCCUCCACAGCGCGAAACAGAGAGCACAGACUCUCGACGAGGUGGCACAAGAGACAUUGGAGCCUAUUCUGGAGUCAUGCAAAGCGAAGGCUAAAAAGCUGAAGAAAAUAUUCCAGAGGGUUAUUCCGAAGGAUGACGACAAGCAGUACGACCGAUACACGAAAGCCCUCGAUGCAUUGGGGAAAGGAGAUAAAGUGGAGUAUUUGAUGGAAGGGCUAUUGAAAGAUAUCCAAGUGCUUGCAUGCGAGACGCUGAUAGGAACCGCUACCGAUGCCCAAGUGAAAGAGAUCGAUGAGGCUAUCAAAACGAUGAAGGAAAUGCCUUCACUUGCAGCCGAAGAUGAAGCUGAGGGCUUCGGUAUGCGUCUCGGGAAAUAUCCAUAUAGCAACAUGUUCAGCAUGCCCCGUUUCAGGCAUUUGGUCCCUAUCGGGGACUUGGGAUCAAGCGAUCAAAGCGAGAGCCUAGUAGGAUUUUUUAACGGUGCCCAAGUGAAGGAGUCCGAAGAGGCGAUCAAGGCAGUAAAGGAACUGCCUUCCCCUCUUACAGAUGAAGCUCGGGGCCUUGAUACGAAUCUCUGGAGCUGCGUUAACAUCAAUAAACCACGGAGGGAUAUUGUUCCGAAUUACAAUGAUGGUGGGUUCACAAAUGAAUUCCUAGCUUUACAAAUGCCGCUGCUGACCGGUUUAUCCCCGGAGCAGAUCAUUACUGUCGGCGGGACGACUGAUCCCCGGGACGACAAGAAGCGUAUCGAGAAGACAAAUGGUGGCGUGCUAGAGAACUCGUAUCGCUGGAUCCUUAGCAGCGCCGAAUUCCUACGAUGGUGCCAUGACAAAAGUAGGCUGCUGUACAUCAAGGGCAAUCCUGGCAAAGGCAAGACGAUGCUGCUCUGCGGCAUUGUCAACGAAAUGAGCCCCUCGACAAGAUUGAGAGACAAGGAUUCAACUACGCUGCUGUCGUACUUCUUCUGCCAGGUCACCGAUUCGCGCCUAAAUAAUGCGACGGCCGUGCUCCGCGGCCUUAUCUACCUGCUUAUCGACCAGCAACCAUCGCUUGUCUCGCACGUGCUGAAGCAGUACGGACAGGGGGCCAAAAGACCCUUCGAGGGCCUAAACGCCUGGAAGCCUUUGUCUGUGGUCUUUGAAAACAUUUUGCAAGACCCGGGCUUGAAAAGCACCUACUUGGUCGUUGACGCCCUCGACGAAUGCGAAACAGACCUGCCUAAGUUUUUGAAUCUAGUUGUUCAAAGUGCCUCAACAUCCUCUCGCGUCAAAUGGAUCGUGUCAAGCUGUAACAAGCCUGAUAUCGAAGCGCAACUGAGACUUAACGAUACUCAAGUAAGGCUUAGCCUUGAGCUUAACUCAGCCCAUGUUUCUCGUGCUGUUAAGAUGUUUAUCGAUUUCAAAGUGUCCCAGCUUCCAUUCAUCGUGGACGAUAGUACACUACAAGAGCAAGUCCGAGAUCAAAUAUACGCUAAAGCCAAUGGGACUUUUCUGUGGGCAGCCCUUGUUUUGAAGGAGCUAGAGCGUGUGGAAAGCUGGAACGUACUCGAUGUACUUCGGGAAUUUCCGCCCGAGUUAGACCCGCUAUACGAACGGAUGAUACGACAGAUUCAACCACUGCAGCGCAAUGAUCCUGAAUUAUGCCGUCUCGUCCUUUGCACUAUGGCUCUCUCAUACCGCCCACUUCUCCUCCUCGAGUUAGAGACCCGCUCUGGUCUGCCUAAGCAAAUAUCCAACAAUCUUGAGAAUGUUAAGCGGGUUGUUGAUAAAUGCCGCUCGUUCCUCACCAUGCAGGAGGAUCACGUGUAUUUCGUUCAUCCAUCGGCAAAGGACUUUCUACUUGGAAAGGCACUUAACGAGAUGCUUCCUAGCAGCACCUCCGCCUUGUCCUUGAAUCCUGUCGGUGUAGGGAGGGCAGCAGAGCGGGAAGUUGAAAACUCUAGCCUUCCUAACAUACUAUAUCGACUUCAUUUGGGUAUGCUUCGGCUUCUACGACCCAGGCUAGAUGCUGGACACCGACGACUAGAAUGGCAAUGUAAUUGCGGUAUGCCGCUCUAUGGCGACUUUCGAGGUGACAAUAAUGAAAUUGAUAAACUUGUGAUGGAGAUGCAAGCCCAUGGAUUUCUUGUCACACAAAGUGGUCACGGAGCAACGCGAUUGCUAGCAGACUCCAGACAAACCACUGCAUCAAAUUCUGCACCCCUAGCCCCUCCGAUAUCCAACACGUCUCAGGCAACACGGAGCUCUUCUAUCUAUACAUCUCAAGGAGUUGGCGUUAUGCCAAACACGACUGUCGGUGGUAUCGAUACAGCAGCCUUUCAGUCAACAUCUACGGGUGCGGGUCGAAAAUUCGUGGCAUUAUGUGUCAGCAGCGGCCCAUUCAAAAAAACUUACGAUGAGGUCGACAUAUCCUCCAUCCCCAAGGAUACCCAGAUGUUCCGUGGCUUCAAACUGGCAUACGAAGCAUGCCGCAGCUCUCGCAUGAACGUGAUCAGAAAAUGGCUCAUCAAACCAGUUAAUAUUAACUACACCCAAUUCGCAGUCGGAAUCCUUAAACGCGUCUACCCUAUCGCCGGCCCCCCAGAUUGUACGAUUUGCGCGCACGCGGAGAACAAGGAUGACCUAGUUGACAUGCGUAGAUAUGAGCGUCAACCUGCUGCGUCGUCUCUCACUCAUCCUCCCAUUCCCCCGGACCUAUUUUUCCACUUGUGGGAGUGUCCGAGGGGGUUUACUCCGGCAAUGCAGUCGAUGUGGCUUAAUCGCCUGCCGACGAAGCUUUAUGAGAAGCUAGAUAAAGUAUGCCUGGGAACACGGCCAGAUGGUGAAAUCAUUCUCGGGUGGGGCGUCUUGGUCAUUGAAGGUAUAAAUAAGCGGAGUGUCUUGCGAUGGACUGGAGGUAUACUUGCACUUGCUAUAGUCAUCUCUACGGUCUACUCAGCUAUAACGGGCGAUGUGUCGUCUGGGUUUGCGAUUGGUGCUCUUAUAGUAGCAUGCUGGGCGGUUUUCGUAACAUCACUUUGCACUGAGUUUCAAGAAAGUUAA